This is a messenger RNA of Trichogramma pretiosum, 764 nucleotides long. RefSeq lists its product as uncharacterized. The transcript is spliced from 5 exons. The coding region runs from base 153 to 764 and encodes 203 amino acids. Lineage: Eukaryota; Metazoa; Arthropoda; Insecta; Hymenoptera; Trichogrammatidae. The record is from RefSeq and is a predicted model, not a curated record.
GAGAGCUGCCUUUUGGUAAAGGCAUUUGAAGUUUACAAACCUAAUUUUAAAAAAAGCAAAUACCUAUGAUUCCGACAUAUAAAUGUCAAAUUUUUGCUACGAUCAGGUCACCUAUAGAAUGAACAAUGAACUAAAAAGCAGACAAAAAUUUCAUGAAAGAUAAAAGGUUUAACUUCAGGAUUUCUUCUUUAUACAGAAGCAUAAUAAAGUUUGUAACAGACAAUAUGGAGAACAGAAAUAUUGAAAUAAAAUUUCGAGUGGACGAUAUCGAGGAUGUCGAAAAAACUAUUCAACAAAUCAGUGAUGUUUCCGUUGUGAUUAUUCCUCAAGAAGAUAUAUUUUUUAAUAUUAUCAAUGGUCAAGAGGAAGGAGCUAGAUUGAAACUACGCCAAUUUAAGGAUGGCUCAGGAGAAAUGAUUUAUUACAUUCGUCCUGACAUUCAGGGACCAAAGCUUUCAAAGUACACGAAAAUUGAUUUCGAUUCUAAAACGUGCCCUUCAGUUCGUGAAGUUUUUUCUAAGUCAAACGGAAUACUUGGAACUGUCUCGAAGGUGAGGCACCUUUAUAUGAUCGGACAAACUCGAGUUCAUGUUGACAAGGUUGAUGGAUUAGGAAAUUUCGUCGAGUUUGAGGUGGUACUGAAGCCUGAUGAAACUAUAGCCAAAGGAGAAAAAAUCGCUACGGAGUUGAUGAAAAAAUUAGGAAUCCAAGAAAAUUCUCUUGUGUCUAGAGCUUACAUGGAUUUAAUUUUACAAAAAAAAUAA